Messenger RNA from Linum trigynum, 759 nucleotides. The record is from the annotation of a GenBank genome assembly. NCBI's taxonomy places the organism in Eukaryota, Viridiplantae, Streptophyta, Magnoliopsida, Malpighiales, Linaceae.
CUUUCCUCUGCCAACGCAAUUUCCGGUCUAUCAAUUCCACAGCCAAACAAACAACCCUUCCCUCCGCUCAAAUUUCUCUGCAAAAGUUUCUCCAAAAUGCCGAGCAGGACAGCCGGCGUGAUCUCCCAGGACUGGGAUCCGGUGGUGCUGAGGAAGAAGCCGGCGAAAGGCCACGAACGCGACCCCAAGGCCGUGAACCAGGCCCUCCGAACGGGCGCGCCGGUCCAGACGAUCAGAAAAUCGGACGCCGGUUCGAACAAGAAGCCGACCGCCGCGCCGGUGGUGAACGCGCGGAAGCUGGACGAGCUGACGGAGCCGGCGGCUCUGGACAGGGUGCCGGCGGAGGUGAGGCAGCUGAUCCAGAAGGCGCGGCUGGAGAAGAAGAUGAGCCAGGCGGAGCUGGCGAAGCACAUCAACGAGCCGCCGAAGGUCGUGCAGGAGUACGAGAACGGGAAGGCGGUACCUAACCAGGCGAUCCUGGCGAAGAUGGAGAAGGUGCUCGGCGUCAAGCUCAGGGGGAAGGUCGUCUCCAAGUAAAUAAACAACAGAAAGAAAGUGCGCUCGAUGGCCAGUAUUAUGUAAUUAGUAACUAGCGUUUCCUUGGGAUUGUGGUUGGGGAUUUGGACAUAGGUGUUUGUUUGUGCCUUGCCUGUAAUUUCGUUCGUUCACUGAAAUGAGAAUUGCUUGAAUUUCGCAAAUCGUUUCGUCCGGGGUGACGUUGAUUCAGGGUUGAGGCCAGAAUAAAUGUUCAGUUCAGGG